AAAAGGCUGCCGGUGCGAAAUCUUUGUUAUUGCAUCCCAUUCCCUGCCCGUCAUUUCAAGGCCUUUAUUUGAAAUGUCAGGGUUUAGGGAAUUGAUCCGAGAAUCUGGAGUAGAUAAUCUGAAUAGGCUGGUCGAAAAUGAAGACACUAAGUAUUUGGUUUUCACUCGGCUAACGAGUCAGUGGGCGUUAUGUGUGAGUGACGGGAUAGAAGUAUGGCGGAUAGAAUGGGACGAGGAAGAAAUGGAAGCACAUCGAGACCUAGCGGGUAUAUCCUCAGCGUCUGUGAUGCUGAACCGUAUUAAAAAUGCCUUUAAUGCAGGAGACCUGACAGUAACCCCGACAAGCAGCAUGAUAACACUGAUAGCUGGGUCAGGGGUUUCGGGUGUUACAUUUAACCUGUAUGAAGCUAAAGCUGCUGAGAGGAAAGCGGAGCUGCAGUCAGUUUUGUUCAGGCUUGCAGAGGAUGUGCAAACCUUGGACUCCAAGUUAAAGGGGGUCAAUCAAACCAUAGAAAAGCUGAAAGCCCAGGCCGGCAGUGGGGCUGCAGGACAUGUGGGAAAUCCCCUGAUGGACCUGGGGCCUAAGAAGGGGGUGAACCCGGCCAAGAUAAAGCCCAGGAAAACAGGCAUGAGUGUUGUUAACCCUACAAGCAAGAAGAGAAAAGCUCCAAGCGGCGUUGUGUUUGAUUGACAUUUAUUUUAAUAUCACUAUUCGUUUACCAGUUUAAACAUCAACAUAACAUUUACUUAGUAAACAUUACAAAUAGAGUACCACAUUUCAUACAUUUUAAUGUGAUUUAAUGCAAAUCACUUCAUAUUGUGAUAUAAUACAUGCAUGAGGAUAAAAUUGAUUUUUAUUCAGUGUAUGUGUGAAAGUGGCCAAUAAAAUUAAACA
This is a messenger RNA of Liolophura sinensis, 895 nucleotides long. RefSeq lists its product as uncharacterized. Bases 74 to 691 code for a protein of 205 amino acids. Gene Ontology annotation, biological process: double-strand break repair via nonhomologous end joining. NCBI's taxonomy places the organism in Eukaryota, Metazoa, Mollusca, Polyplacophora, Chitonida, Chitonidae. Gene Ontology annotation, cellular component: nucleus; site of double-strand break; nonhomologous end joining complex. The transcript is spliced from 2 exons. The record is from RefSeq and is a predicted model, not a curated record. Gene Ontology annotation, molecular function: molecular adaptor activity.